Rhincodon typus (whale shark) is the source of this 1136-nucleotide messenger RNA. RefSeq names its product NGFI-A-binding protein 1-like. Gene Ontology annotation, cellular component: nucleus. The transcript has 2 exons. Bases 342 to 1136 code for a protein of 264 amino acids. NCBI's taxonomy places the organism in Eukaryota, Metazoa, Chordata, Chondrichthyes, Orectolobiformes, Rhincodontidae. The record is from RefSeq and is a predicted model, not a curated record. Gene Ontology annotation, molecular function: transcription coregulator activity; transcription factor binding. Gene Ontology annotation, biological process: negative regulation of DNA-templated transcription.
AGCACCAGGGUGGGGAAGCGCUUUGUAGGCAUUGACUGUGCACUGUCGCCAUUGCUCGCUGCCGCGGCUGUGUUUGUUGUAAUUUGGUUUUUGGGGAGGUGGGGGUGGUGGAGCCGGGCAGUUGCAUUGGAGUUUUAUUUGAAGGGGAGGGGGGGUUGUUUAAUUUGUCUUGGAAGCCCCCGUCCCCCCAUAAAGUGCGAAUCCCCCACCCACAGCGCCUUGCCCUGUACUCCGUGCCCCAGGCUCGGGAACACUGCAGCCGGCCCCGGAUUCCCCACUCUGAAGCCGAGAGUCGCCACCAGCUCUAUAUCCAGGGUCUUUGAGGUGGAGAAAAGGGGGCUAUGACGACCUCACAGCCCUCCACCCUGGGUGAGCUGCAGCUCUACAGGGUCCUGCAACGGGCAAAUCUUCUCAUGUACUACGAUGCUUUCAUCCAGCAAGGUGGGGAUGACGUCCAGCAGCUGUGCGAUGCUGCGGAGGAGGAAUUUCUGGAGAUCAUGGCCCUGGUGGGUAUGUCGAGUAAGCCGCUCCACGUCCGCCGCCUUCAGAAGGCUCUACAGGAGUGGAUCACCAACCCCACCGCCUUCAACCAGCCCCUCACAAAGCUGCCAGCGAGCAGCAUCCCCAUCGCCAAGAUCUCGGAACUCAACACAGCGACCAGCAGCCCCAACUCCGCCGGCACAGCCCAGGGCCUGGUCUCGGGGCAGGAGGUCACCAACAACCAUGCCGGGUCACGGGAGACCUCGUCUCAGACAGAGGUGGCGGCGGCGGCUGGCGGUGGCGGCGGGCACCCCAUGCCCAGCAUCUCCCACGUGAUGACGGUGCCCAAGGAGGAGCCCCACUCGCCUCCCAAGGAUGGCGGACCCUCGCUGCCCCUGACUCCGGACGUGGUGCAGAUCAUCGGGGCCUGCGCCGAGCGGCUCAUCCACACCGUGCCCAGGAUGGAGCCCAAGGAGCUCGAGUGCAUCUUCAUCAGCAACAAGAAGAUGGCCAAGUCACUGGGCCACAUCUUCGAGAUGAGCGAACAGGAGCCCCAACGGGAGGAGGAGAUCCGCAAAUUCAGCGCCAUCUAUGGGCGGUUCGACUCCAAACGCAAAGACGGGAAGAAUCUGACGUUGCACGAGGUACAAUUGUAA